Molecule: messenger RNA, 2255 nt
Organism: Drosophila persimilis
Lineage: Eukaryota; Metazoa; Arthropoda; Insecta; Diptera; Drosophilidae
Gene: blw
Product: ATP synthase subunit alpha, mitochondrial
Exons: 4
Coding region: 36-1694 (552 amino acids)
Biological process (GO): proton motive force-driven ATP synthesis; proton transmembrane transport
Molecular function (GO): proton-transporting ATP synthase activity, rotational mechanism; ADP binding; ATP binding
Source: RefSeq, a predicted model, not a curated record
AUUUUCUGCGGCAAAAGAGUUAAAAAGUAUAGAAAAUGUCGAUGAUUUCUGCACGCUUGGCGUCGUCGGUCGCGCGCACCUUGCCCAAGUCGGCCGCACAGAUUGCCUGCAAGGUUGCGUACCCAGCUUCCACUCUCGCUGCCCGUAAGUUCCAUGUUGCCAGCACACAGCGCAGCGCGGAAAUCUCUUCCGUCCUGGAGGAGAGAAUCCUGGGCAUUUCGCCCAAGGCCGAUCUGGAGGAAACCGGUCGUGUGCUGAGCAUUGGUGACGGUAUCGCUCGUGUCUAUGGCCUGAACAACGUGCAGGCCGAUGAGAUGGUGGAGUUUUCCUCCGGUUUGAAGGGCAUGUCCCUCAACUUGGAGGCCGACAAUGUCGGUGUGGUCGUCUUCGGUAACGACAAGCUGAUCAAGCAGGGCGAUAUUGUCAAGCGUACUGGCGCCAUUGUCGAUGUCCCAGUCGGUUAUGAGCUGCUGGGUCGCGUUGUCGACGCUCUGGGUAACGCCAUCGACGGCCUGGGCGCCAUCGACACCAAGGACCGCUUCCGUGUCGGCAUCAAGGCCCCCGGCAUCAUUCCCCGUGUGUCUGUGCGCGAGCCCAUGCAGACCGGAAUCAAGGCUGUGGACUCUCUGGUGCCCAUCGGUCGUGGCCAGCGUGAGCUGAUCAUCGGCGACAGGCAGACUGGAAAGACUGCUCUGGCCAUUGAUACCAUCAUCAACCAGAAGCGUUUCAACGACGCCCAGGAGGAGUCCAAGAAGCUGUACUGCAUCUACGUUGCCAUUGGCCAGAAGCGUUCCACUGUCGCCCAGAUGCUGAAGCGUCUGACUGACGCCGGCGCCAUGAAGUACACUAUUAUUGUGUCUGCCACCGCUUCGGAUGCCGCUCCCCUGCAGUAUCUGGCUCCCUACUCCGGUUGCGCCAUGGGCGAGUUCUUCCGCGACAAGGGAAAGCACGCUCUGAUCAUCUACGACGAUUUGUCCAAGCAUGCCGUCGCCUACCGUCAGAUGUCUCUGCUGCUGCGUCGUCCCCCAGGUCGUGAGGCCUACCCCGGUGAUGUGUUCUACCUUCACUCCCGUCUCUUGGAGCGUGCCGCCAAGAUGUCCCCCGCCAUGGGAGGUGGAUCCCUGACUGCCCUGCCCGUUAUUGAGACCCAGGCCGGUGAUGUGUCCGCCUACAUUCCAACCAACGUCAUUUCGAUCACUGACGGCCAGAUCUUCUUGGAAACCGAGUUGUUCUACAAGGGUAUCCGUCCCGCCAUCAACGUCGGUCUCUCUGUCUCCCGUGUCGGCUCCGCUGCCCAGACCAAGGCCAUGAAGCAGGUUGCCGGCUCCAUGAAGCUGGAGUUGGCUCAGUACCGUGAGGUCGCUGCCUUCGCCCAGUUCGGUUCUGAUUUGGAUGCCUCCACCCAGCAGCUGCUGAACCGUGGUGUGCGUCUGACCGAGCUGCUCAAGCAGGGACAGUACGUGCCCAUGGCCAUUGAGGAUCAGGUUGCUGUCAUCUACUGCGGCGUGCGCGGUUACUUGGACAAGAUGGACCCCGGCAAGAUCACCAACUUCGAGAAGGAGUUCUUGCAGCUCAUGAAGACCAGCGAGCAGGGUCUGCUCGACACCAUUGCCAAGGAGGGCGCUAUCUCUGAGGCCACCGAUGCCAAGCUGAAGGAUAUUGUUUCCAAGUUCUUGGCCACCUUCCAGGGUUAGAAAUUGUAACAUCAGUCAACCGCGCGGUUUAACAUCUUAGAUGCGGCGGAGAGAUUACCCUAAAAGCAAGAUCAAUAAAGUAGAAUAUUGUCUAAGUCGAAAGUCCCCUAACAAUUUCAUUACUGCCCAUUGCCGCGCGCAGAUCUAAUAAUCAAGAAUAACAUCAUAAAGAAGCCUACACUACAACUUAAGAUAAACCAAAUUAUACAAAACAAAAGAAAACCCUUUUGCGCAUUCAUGUUUUCCUGCGUUUCCAGCCAGCUCCGUGCCCCGACACGUCGCCCAACGCCACAAAAUGCCACAAAUCUUGGGAGAGAGGGAGAGCAGGCGGAAGGCGGCGGACGGGGCACGGAAUGGACGGAUCCAGUUUCGAAUUUCAGCGACAUCCGUGUGGUUCUUCCAACCAUAAGAUAAUGAUAAUGAUAAUCCUGCAUUGUUCUUCUACCCUAAAAAAUUGUGUAAUCAAUAUUUUAAAUAUUGUAAUCGAGAAUAGUCGAAUACUGUCUGUGGAUGAUUGUGAAACGAUGAUGAAAUAAAAACGAUACUAAAUUAUACUUUAAA